This is a messenger RNA of Rhodamnia argentea, 1416 nucleotides long. RefSeq lists its product as uncharacterized. NCBI's taxonomy places the organism in Eukaryota, Viridiplantae, Streptophyta, Magnoliopsida, Myrtales, Myrtaceae. The transcript has 4 exons. Bases 289 to 1239 code for a protein of 316 amino acids. The record is from RefSeq and is a predicted model, not a curated record.
UGCUCUCCCUCUCUUAAGUCAUCCUCAUGCCUUUACAUAUUUUGCCCAAAAGAAAGUCUGAUUCAGCCCUCUUUUCAUUUUUUUUCCAAACUGAACCUACCUGAAUUGUCCAUCUAGUACUAUGGCAACAAUAGAUGCUAGGCAAAGGAGUCAUCUUUCUUAAUUUGCAUCUGGUGGAUUCCCUACUCACCUGUCAAUUGAAAAUUGUCUUUGUCCAGAUCGGUAGGCCAUGUCCAGAUGGUAAAAAAGUGUAGAAAACAGAGAGACUAAAGGUGGGUCAUCCGUCAAAUGUUUGACACAAGCGCUGCCAUUUUCAGGUUGAUCCUUCUGGGGCUUAAAUGGCCCUGGAAUUUACAAUUUAGCCCCCAACCUGACAAUUCUAAGGUUUGGUACGACCUCAAAGUUAUAAAAAAGCAACUCAAAUAUAAAUUAGUCUUGUUUUCAUCCUUGAGCUUCAGUUUUUUCUGCAAAACUUCUUCAAUGGCAUUGCCAAUGAGGACAAGAUUAAGGGUCUAUGCCUCCACUCUUGCAUGUAUAUCUGUUUUCUGCUGCAUCUUUGGAACAGCCAAAGGGCAAGGGACUCAGGUUGGAGGCGGUGGUGGAUUUAAUCAGCCAGGCGGCGGUGGAUUUAAUCAGCCAGGCGGCGGGGUAGGAGGAGGCGGUGGCGGGGUAGGAGGAGGCGGCGGCGGAGCAGGAGGGGCCGGGGCAGGAGGCGUCGGGGGUGGUUUUAAUCCGUCAGGAGGCGGGGCAGGAGGCGUUGGGGGUGGUUCUAAUCCGUCGGGAGGCGGGGCAGGAGGGGUCGGUGGCUGGUUCUAUCCACCAGGAGGAGGCGGGUCAGGGGUGGCCGGUACGCCUCAGAUCAUUGAGAAAGCUUUGCUUUGCUUCAAUGACAAAAAUAUCUAUAAGGCUUGUGAAGAAUCUUAUAGGUUGGAUGAAAGUGGAGACCUCCAUGUCCCUCCUGAGUAUACCAAUGUAUUCUGCAACGGGCCGUGCUUGAGCGAAACGAACUUGGUGCUCACAUGCAUCGAGGGGGUCCUGUCAAACUUCCUUUUCUACAACCACGCGACGAUAAGGGACAUCAAAGAUACAAUCCAUGCAGGAUGCGGCUUUGGACCCGAGAGAGGCGACUUCAACGUGGCCGAGCACAUUCAAGCCGAAGGGAACGGUGCACCCAGGAAUGCCAAGCAGGCCGUCUUCUACAUCCUAACGGCGGUCAUGGGGUGGUUGCUCCUACUUUGACUUGGGACUGUUAUUACAAGAUGCUGUGCCUUAAAAGAGUGUUCCCUUCAUUUUUAUUUCUGAUAUGGACAUAUAGCAGAAACGGCACCUAGAUGGGAUGUUCCGCAUACUUAGCCACUACGAUAUGAAUAUGAUGUAUGAGGAUUAGUGUAAGGGUACAAAUUAGCUGUUGCUACC